AUUUAUUUCAAAAUAAUGGGAGAUAGUGAGUGGUUACAUAAUAUAGAAGUUAUCGGUAAAGGAUGAAUAAUUUUUCUUUUUCUGUUUUAAUUUUUACUUUUUAUCCCUGAAUUAUUUUAAUUAAUUUUAAACUAAUAUAUGUUGUAGGAACCUAUACGUAUUUUCACCGGAUUUUUGGUUGGCAAUGUUAUAAUAGUAUAGAUAAUGUCACAAAGCACCGACGAUCCAUUUGUUUUUAUUUUUAGGGAAAAAGGGUGGCAUGUUCAAAGGGUUUUAUUGGAAUUUCUGUUUUGGGUCAUUCACUCGGUCAAACAAAACCUCUCACUCCCGCACUACUGGCCCGUGGUUCUCAAAUCACUAUACUAUGUUAGGGUCCAAAGAACAUCUUCAAAGUAAGGCUGUAAUAUACUCACCUGCCAGAACUGUGGCUCAACAAAUAUCAGGGUCCGCAUCCAGACCUGCCACAUGCAGUUUUUCUCGCACCCUCUACACAGCCACUGCAGCAAGUGAGUCUCGUUCGAAGAAUCAUGAGCGCAUUGCUGACAGCCUCUUGGAUCUCACAAAGAUUGAGAGGCAUGACUACUCCAUCCUCUUUAGGCUAAAAAUAGGCCUCAACCAAUAUGGUCCAGCAGUCUCAGGGAUAGGCCCCACAUCUUCAGAAUCUGAGUUUGCCUCAACAGACUCCAAGGUGGUGGAGAAGAUUGCCUUUGAUAUAAAGCUUGAGAAGUUUGACGUGGCUGCAAAGAUCAAGAUCAUAAAGGAGGUUAGGACUUUCACUGAUUUGGGGCUAAAGGAUGCCAAGGACUUGAUGGAACAGGCUCCCGUUGUGCUGAAGAAGGGUGUGACCAAAGAGGACGCAGGUCCUAUUGUUGACAAGCUGAAGGAGUUGGGUGCUACUGUGAUAUUGGAAUGAAGUGUCUUUAUUUGUUUUGCUUCUCGUAGAACUAUGAUCGAUGAGUUCAAUGAUUGAAUGAUAGAUGGAGGGAUUUAUAGAGCUUGUUGAAUUGGAGCUCCUGUGUUUUCAUGUCAAACAGGGAGUUGGCUAUCAGAUCUACAAUGCAUGCAGCUUACGCAUUUACAGGUUAGGAUUCU
Messenger RNA from Argentina anserina (silverweed cinquefoil), 1092 nucleotides. RefSeq lists its product as uncharacterized. Lineage: Eukaryota; Viridiplantae; Streptophyta; Magnoliopsida; Rosales; Rosaceae. Gene Ontology annotation, cellular component: ribosome. The transcript is spliced from 3 exons. Gene Ontology annotation, biological process: translation. Gene Ontology annotation, molecular function: mRNA binding; structural constituent of ribosome. The record is from RefSeq and is a predicted model, not a curated record. The coding region runs from base 260 to 913 and encodes 217 amino acids.